This is a messenger RNA of Mangifera indica (mango), 2774 nucleotides long. Its product is annotated as nucleobase-ascorbate transporter 12-like. Gene Ontology annotation, cellular component: plasma membrane. NCBI's taxonomy places the organism in Eukaryota, Viridiplantae, Streptophyta, Magnoliopsida, Sapindales, Anacardiaceae. The coding region runs from base 264 to 2387 and encodes 707 amino acids. Gene Ontology annotation, biological process: transmembrane transport. Gene Ontology annotation, molecular function: transmembrane transporter activity. The record is from RefSeq and is a predicted model, not a curated record. The transcript is spliced from 10 exons.
UAAAAAAUAAAUAAAAAAUAACGCGGUUUUGGCUCCGAUCUGAGCUGUCUCUCUAGUGUCGUCUCUCCCACUUCGCUUCACUGCACACCACUCUGACUCAACUCAACUCGCUCUCUCUAAAACCCUCAAAACAAAAAAAAAAAAAUCUUAAUUUCUUCUAAACCCUUAACAAACACGCCUCAGAUCUGCACUUUGGGCAGCCCAUUUUUCAAAGUUUCAAGCUUUUUAUUAAUAUGACUCGCUAAUUUAAACAAUCAUCUUCAAUGUCAAGCUCCCAUCACCAAAAUCGACCGAAACCCGGGCCCUGGCCACCUGCACCUGAUUCUGCUGCUGUUCCUCCUUCUUCUUGGGCUAAACGCACGGGUUUCCGCCCCAAGUUCUCUGGGGAGACUAAUGCCAGUGAUUCCGGGCAAAUCACCUUGACAUCCAAGCCCAAAGAGCCCGAAACAAAACCGGAUAUCGAAUCUGGUCGUAGUCAGAUCACUCCGGGACCGCCGCUGGUGACUGCGUCGGCUCAGCCGGUAGUUAAUGGAGACAGUGAGAAGGUGCAAGCGACGCCUUCGAAUAAGGACCAGCCGGUUAAGAGGAGGAGGGAGUCGGACAAGGGUUUGAACGUGAAUGGCGAUGGGAACGGGGUGGCUGCGGCUGCGGUGGUGCAGUCGGAGACGAAUCAGCAGCGGCCAAGGAGAGAAACGAGGAAUGAUGACGUGGUGGUGGUUGAUGGUAUGGAUGAUGACGGAUUUGGACCUAGACAGCAAACGCAUAUAAAGUAUGAGCUUAGAGACACUCCUGGCCUUGUGCCUAUUGGUCUAUAUGGGAUUCAACAUUAUCUUUCAAUCUUGGGUUCAUUGAUUCUUAUUCCGCUUGUAAUGGUUCCUGCAAUGGGUGGCACACAGGAGGAUACUUCAAUGGUUGUAUCAACGGUGCUCUUUGUAUCGGGAGUGACCACGCUUUUGCAUACCUCCUUUGGUUCAAGGUUGCCUCUGAUACAAGGUCCAUCAUUUGUUUUCCUUGCACCAGCAUUAGCAAUAAUUAACUCGCCGGAGUUUCAAGGACUGAAUGGCAAUAACUUCAAGCAUAUUAUGAAGGAGUUGCAGGGAGCUAUUAUCAUAGGCUCGGCUUUUCAAGCCAUAUUUGGUUAUAGCGGAAUGAUGUCCUUGUUUUUAAGGUUGAUCAAUCCAGUGGUUGUUGCCCCAACCAUUGCUGCUGUAGGUCUUUCCUUUUACAGUUAUGGUUUCCCACUUGUUGGUACCUGCAUUGAAAUUGGUGUUGUGCAAAUAUUGCUGGUGAUUCUUUUUUCUCUGUACCUCCGUAAGAUAUCUGUUCUUGGUCAUCGGAUAUUUCUAAUUUAUGUGGUUCCCUUGGGUCUGGCAAUCACUUGGGCAGCUGCUUUUCUUUUGACUGAAGCAGGAGUUUAUAACUACAAAGGCUGUGAUGUAAAUGUUCCUGUGUCAAAUAUAAUAUCUGAUCAUUGCAGAAAGCACGUUUCCCGGAUGCAGCAUUGUCGAGUUGAUACUCAUCAUGCAUUGAAAUCUUCCCCAUGGUUUAGGUUUCCUUAUCCAUUGCAGUGGGGAACUCCUGUGUUCAACUGGAAAAUGGCACUUGUUAUGUGUGUGGUUUCCAUAAUUGCUUCAGUUGAUUCAGUUGGUUCAUAUCAUGCAUCAUCCUUACUAGUGGCAUCCAGACCUCCAACCCCAGGUGUUCUUAGUCGAGGGAUUGGCCUUGAAGGCCUUUCUAGUGUCUUGGCAGGUCUCUGGGGUACAGGAACUGGGUCCACAACUCUAACUGAAAAUGUGCACACCAUUGCUGUGACUAAAAUGGGAAGCCGCAGAGCAGUUGAGUUUGGUGCCUGUGUUCUGGUAGUCUUAUCUCUUGUAGGUAAAGUUGGAGGUUUUAUUGCUUCAAUUCCCGAAGUCAUGGUUGCUGCUCUCCUUUGUUUCAUGUGGGGGAUGCUUGCUGCACUAGGAUUGUCUAAUCUACGUUAUAGCGAAGCUGGAAGCUCCCGCAAUAUUAUCAUAGUUGGGUUAUCUUUAUUUUUCUCGCUAUCAAUACCAUCCUACUUCCAGCAAUAUGGCAUAUCUCCGAAUACCAACUUAUCUGUCCCAAGUUACUUUCAGCCAUAUAUCGUUGCUUCUCAUGGACCAAUCCGCACCAAAUAUGGAGGGGUAAACUAUGUUAUGAACACAUUGUUGUCGUUGAACAUGGUGAUUGCUUUCCUUUUUGCUGUUAUCCUGGACAACACUGUGCCUGGCAGUCGGCAAGAAAGGGGGGUGUACGAGUGGUCUGAAGCUGAGGCUGCAAGGAGGGAGCCAGCCGUCACCAAGGACUAUGAGUUGCCCUACAGAAUUGGUAGGGCUUUCCGAUGGGUAAAAUGGGUUGGGCUUUGACAGGAUUUUUUUUUUUUUUUCCUUUUAGCCGGUGUUGUGAUCAUCUUCACAUCGUGAAGCUCAGAAAUAGCGGUUCAUGGGGGAUUAUCUCGUGACAUGAUAUCAAAUGUAAGUCCCUUAGGCUUGCAUGGUAAAUAGGUCUGGAAAAUUGUGUUCUUUUUUCCUCAUACAAUUGGAGUUUCGUGGACUAUAGGUCUUAUAGAGAUGAGUUAUUUGUGUACAUUUGAGGAUCCAGAGGGAUCUUGUGUUGUUGUAAUUAAAAAAUUCUAAACAUGAAUGUAAUUUUGAGUCCUAGAAAUUGCCUAGACUGGCAUUUCACUUGUGUCCAAGAAAGAACAUUGAGAAAUUACCUUUCAACAUGUAUAUUUUAUCCCAUAAUUUUUUCAA